Molecule: messenger RNA, 744 nt
Organism: Ogataea angusta
Lineage: Eukaryota; Fungi; Ascomycota; Pichiomycetes; Pichiales; Pichiaceae
Exons: 1
Coding region: 1-744 (247 amino acids)
Source: RefSeq, a predicted model, not a curated record
AUGGACAACAUGUCUAAAGAUCCCACUGACAUAAAGAUGGAUCUCUUGGCAGAUUUUCAAGCUUAUCAUGCCGCUUGUAGCAAGCUUUGGGAAUUAGAGGCGCUAAACACGCGUCGACUCGACUGGAUCAAAACUAUCUCGCACCUUAUUAACGUCAUACAGAUUAUCAACAACGCGGAACAACAACACGACCAAACGCUCAAAGAGCUGAACAAUUUGCGGCGAACAUCGAAACAAAAACAAACGCCUCUUUCUUCAUCGAAAAGGGCCGGGCUUACUCCCCUUGCUGUUCGUGCCGGGAAAACAGCCGUCAAAUAUAGCCUGCCAACAAAUACCCCAAUCAAAGCGUAUCCAUCGAAAACAAGUACCCCCGUUUCAACACGUGUUACAACACCAUCGAGCGUGCGCAAGACGCUACUUCAAGCUAUCAAGACGCCUCAAAGUCUAUCGGCUAAGACACGGUCUAUUUUCGAGGACAACGACGAAAACGAGGAAGACGCGUUGCCCGAUUUUAAAACAGUGGUCCGCCCAAAAAUUCAACUAAAACGUAAAAACACGGAAACAUCUGCACAUGACUCGUCUCCGUCAAAACAAACGGACGAUGAGUUCACCUCGCCUAUUUACAAACGGAUCAAACAGACUCAAGAGCGCAAUUCUGUCUCAUUCAAAGCUCCAGCAACUACAUUGAUCAGUCCUCUGAAGCGACGUAAUGAGAAUCUGAAAAGCAGUAUUUUUGGUCGCUGA